Messenger RNA from Zerene cesonia (dogface butterfly), 3357 nucleotides. It is a transcript of the gene TER94, whose product is annotated as transitional endoplasmic reticulum ATPase TER94. The record is from RefSeq and is a predicted model, not a curated record. The transcript is spliced from 15 exons. The coding region runs from base 141 to 2552 and encodes 803 amino acids. Lineage: Eukaryota; Metazoa; Arthropoda; Insecta; Lepidoptera; Pieridae. Gene Ontology annotation, cellular component: VCP-NPL4-UFD1 AAA ATPase complex; nucleus; cytosol. Gene Ontology annotation, biological process: autophagosome maturation; mitotic spindle disassembly; retrograde protein transport, ER to cytosol. Gene Ontology annotation, molecular function: ATP hydrolysis activity; polyubiquitin modification-dependent protein binding; ATP binding.
UGAGUCAUUAUCGAUAGUGAACAAAUGAAAUACGGCAACGUCACGCAUUCAUGAAGUUGUUGAAGUGAAUUGUGAAUAGUCAUUCGGCGUUUUUGAAAAAUUUGUAAAUUUAUUAAUUGAAUCUUUAUUUUCUACAAAAUAUGGCUGAUAACAAAAGCCCCGAUGAUCUUUCCACUGCAAUCCUCCGCCGCAAGGACAGGCCAAACCGUUUGAUCGUCGAAGAGGCCGUCAGCGAUGAUAAUUCAGUUGUUGCGUUAUCACAGGCUAAAAUGGAACAGCUCCAACUGUUCCGCGGUGACACAGUGCUCCUGAAGGGCAAGCGGCGUAAGGAGACGGUCUGCAUCGUUCUGUCAGACGACAACUGCCCUGAUGAAAAGAUACGCAUGAACCGCGUUGUGCGAAACAAUCUUCGGGUGCGGCUCUCCGAUGUGGUGUCCAUCGCCCCCUGCCCUUCAGUCAAGUACGGAAAACGUGUACACAUUCUGCCGAUUGAUGAUUCCGUUGAAGGUUUGACUGGAAACCUAUUCGAAGUAUAUCUAAAACCGUACUUCAUGGAGGCAUACCGCCCCAUCCAUCGUGACGAUACAUUUAUGGUGCGAGGUGGCAUGCGUGCCGUCGAGUUCAAAGUGGUCGAGACUGAUCCCGCUCCAUACUGUAUCGUUGCCCCCGAUACAGUUAUACACUGCGAGGGAGAGCCGAUUAAACGAGAGGAGGAGGAAGAAGCGCUGAACGCGGUGGGCUACGACGACAUCGGCGGGUGCCGCAAACAGCUGGCGCAGAUCAAGGAGAUGGUGGAGCUGCCGCUGCGCCACCCCUCGCUGUUCAAGGCGAUCGGCGUGAAGCCGCCCCGCGGGAUUCUCAUGUACGGGCCCCCGGGGACGGGCAAGACCCUCAUAGCCAGGGCCGUGGCUAAUGAGACCGGCGCGUUCUUCUUCCUCAUCAACGGGCCGGAGAUCAUGUCGAAGCUGGCCGGCGAGUCCGAGUCGAACUUGCGCAAAGCGUUCGAGGAGGCGGACAAGAACUCGCCCGCCAUCAUCUUCAUCGACGAGCUGGACGCGAUCGCGCCCAAGCGGGAGAAGACGCACGGCGAGGUGGAGCGCCGCAUCGUGUCGCAGCUGCUCACGCUUAUGGAUGGCAUGAAGAAGUCGUCGCACGUGAUUGUGAUGGCGGCGACGAACCGGCCGAACUCGAUCGACCCGGCGCUGCGCCGCUUCGGGCGCUUCGACCGCGAGAUCGACAUCGGCAUUCCCGACGCGACCGGCCGCCUCGAGAUACUGCGCAUACACACCAAGAACAUGAAGCUCGGCGACGACGUCGACCUCGAGCAGAUCGCGGCCGAAUCGCAUGGUCACGUGGGCGCUGACUUGGCGUCUCUGUGCUCUGAGGCUGCGCUGCAGCAGAUCCGCGAGAAGAUGGACCUCAUCGACCUCGAGGACGACCAGAUCGACGCGGAGGUGCUCAACUCCCUCGCCGUCUCGAUGGAUAACUUCCGUUACGCGAUGACGAAGUCGUCCCCGUCGGCGCUGCGCGAGACGGUGGUGGAGGUGCCCAACGUGACGUGGACGGACAUCGGCGGGCUGCAGAGCGUCAAGCGCGAGCUGCAGGAGCUGGUGCAGUACCCGGUGGAGCAUCCGGACAAGUUCCUCAAGUUCGGCAUGCAGCCCUCGCGCGGCGUGCUCUUCUACGGCCCGCCCGGCUGCGGUAAGACAUUGUUGGCCAAAGCCAUCGCCAACGAGUGCCAAGCCAAUUUCAUCUCAGUGAAGGGCCCCGAGCUGCUCACGAUGUGGUUUGGUGAAUCUGAGGCUAACGUGCGCGAUAUCUUCGACAAGGCGCGCAGCGCGUCCCCGUGCGUGCUGUUCUUCGACGAGCUGGACUCCAUCGCGAAGUCGCGCGGCGGCUCCGUGUCGGACGCCGGCGGCGCCGCCGACCGCGUCAUCAACCAGAUCCUCACCGAGAUGGACGGCAUGGGCGCCAAGAAGAACGUCUUCAUCAUUGGCGCCACGAACCGGCCCGACAUAAUCGACCCGGCGAUCCUGCGGCCGGGGCGUUUGGACCAGCUGAUCUACAUCCCGCUGCCGGACGAGAAGUCGCGCGAGGCCAUCCUGCGCGCCAACCUGCGCAAGUCGCCCAUCGCCAAGGACGUCGACCUCUCCUACAUCGCUAAGGUGACGCAAGGGUUCAGCGGCGCCGACCUGACGGAGAUCUGCCAGCGCGCGUGCAAGCUCGCCAUCCGGCAGGCCAUCGAGGCCGACAUCACGCGCGAGCGCGGCCGCGCCGCGCAGCCCGCCGGCAUGGACAUGGACGAGGAGGACCCGGUGCCGGAGAUCAGCCGCGCGCACUUCGAGGAGGCGAUGAAGUUCGCGCGCCGCUCCGUCUCCGACAACGACAUCCGCAAGUACGAGAUGUUCGCGCAGACGCUGCAGCAGAGCCGCGGCUUCGGGACCAACUUCAGGUUCCCGUCGAGCGGCGGCGCGGCGGGCGGCACGGGCACGUCGGGCGGCGACCAGCCCACCUUCCAGGAGGAGGCCGGCGACGACGACCUCUACAGCUAGGCGCGCACACACGCGCACGCGCACACACACGCGCACGCGCACUUGUGUCGCACAUGCACUACGCCGGGACGGGGACUGCGAUGUGACCGCUUUAUACGUCCGAAUGACCGAUUUAAAUUCCUCUAUAUUCACAUGCUAAUUUUAUUAUUCGGUCUGUUAUGGACUAGGUCUUUAUUAUAAAUUCACACUGUUGAGUAAAAUGUCAUUGCAAAUAUUAAACUGCUUACAGAAUAUGUUGUACUUCUAAAAUUCAUUUAAUUGUUUACAUGACGCAAUGGGAUGUUAUAAAAUUUUAUAAGUGCAUUGUGGUACAAGUGUACGUUGCAAGUUCCGGUUUAUAUCUAAAUUGAACGAUACAAUAAGACCAAAUAUAUGUGACUCGAAUGUCUCUUAACGGAUAUUUCUAAACCGCAGGUUCGGAAACAUUACAUUAAACACGUAAAACAUUUUAUUUCAUUGCAUCGUUCAGUUUGGAGCAGUCGUAGUGCGGUCGCGAAGCGGUUUUCAGUUUUAGGACUGAGUUUAUUGUAAUUUAAGAAUUAUUCAGUAAUUGUAUGGGUCUUGGAAUGUCACGAUGCAGCAAAAUUAUCCAAAAAGCGGCGCAAACAGAAAGCGCCGAGAAAUCCUUACUUUAAUGUAUUUAUUUAAGGUUGCUUUGGAUUAGUCUAAUUGUUUGUGAGGUAUGUUACAUUUGAACACAUUGAUUGUUGUUACCUGUAAUGGCAGAUCGUGUGCGUAGCCGUCGCUUGUCGACAUUACACAGUAUCGCAGUGAUUUUUUAAUAAAAGAUUUUUAUAGAUCUAAA